Orbicella faveolata is the source of this 1992-nucleotide messenger RNA. Its product is annotated as G kinase-anchoring protein 1-B-like. Gene Ontology annotation, biological process: signal transduction. Lineage: Eukaryota; Metazoa; Cnidaria; Anthozoa; Scleractinia; Merulinidae. Gene Ontology annotation, cellular component: Golgi apparatus. The record is from RefSeq and is a predicted model, not a curated record.
UCUGAAAGUCCCCAUAUGAGCGAUGAAUUCGUUGACAGGCCUAGCAACCAAAUGUCGGUUUGCCGUUUUAGAGGUCAGCGAUGACGAAGACGAAGAAAAACCUCAAGUAGAAGGUGACAAGGCGGGAACCGUCGCGGGAAGACCAAAAGGUGCUGACGCAAACAACGAUGCAAAAGCGAAAAAGAAACGGAAAAAGAAGAAAAACAGGUCAAAAAAUAACCAGUCCUCAGGAGAUCCUUCAAACAAUGAUCAAGACAUAGACAAUAAUGAGCCAAAUGCAGAUCAUGGAGAGUGGGAUGAAUGGAUGCAGAAAGAUGAACAGUUUGUUCUCAGUCAAUUCCAAAGGGAUCUCAAGUUGGCUCUUGAGGCAAGUAAGAUAGAUACAAUUCAAACAAGGCAAAAACAGGAAUUAACAUCCACACAAGCAGUUAGUCAGGAAAUUACCAAGGAGAAGAAAAAGAAAGAAAAGCCUAUUCCAAUGUCAUUAAGUGAAUUUAGACAAACUGGAACUACUGAAGGAAUCCAAUGUGCACCAAAGUCUGAAAGCUCACAUUCUGUGACAGGACUUGAUAGCUUUUUAGAGUGGCCAGAUGAUUCUACCAUAGCUGUAACACUGAAUCAUGAGAGGUCCAACAUACAAGGCACAACUUUUAACGAAAUGGUGCAGGUGGAAAGACAGAGUGAGGAGAAACCUUCCACACCCACAAAGCCUGUCAAGGUAUCUGGUAGGAAGAAGAAUGAUGUGAAAUCUGAUACUGAAAGCAGAAAUCAAAACCAAGUCACUAAGACAUUAUCAGAAAAAAAACUUUUUGUAGCAACCCAUGAAGAUGAAAUGCAGGCAGAAAUGGUUCAUAUUAAAGAUGAGUUAGACAAGACAGGUCAUGAGCUCACUGAGCUCAGGAAAGCCAAGGUUGAACAUAUUAAAAUCAUUGAAGACUUGAAGAAAGAAUUAUCUCAAGUGAAGAAAAGAAACAAGCAAUUAUGCUUCAUUCUUAGUCAGGCAGAAAUGAAAGAAAAAUCUGAGCUGCUGAUGCAAAUUGAAGAGCUAAAUGAAGUUAAAGAGCAGGUGGUACAGUUACACGCUGAACUAGAACAGGAAAGAUCUAAAAACUCUGCUUUGAAGAAUGAGAUGGCCAAGCGCCAAUCGAGAACCGAACUUUGAGGAAGUGCAAAUAAAUGCGACGCAGAGUAUCAAUCUUUCAAGCAGGUACAAAAAAACAUUAAAACAGGUUUUAAUCGAUUUCCGUGAAGGAACUUAAGAUACGUUUGCUUGGAAUUUGAUCACCACGCCUAAGAACUAGAUUAUUACUGGUUAGUACAUGACGGAGAUUGUAAACAGAUACUAGGCGCGCCCUGUUAUGCGUCCAACAGGUGGUUAUAGUGUUGGUGCCAAUAGCGUCAAACGCUUUUAUAUUCCUUGUUAUUGAUUAGAUGCUUUGUUGAAGGAAACCCAAUAAUAAGUCUAGACUGUAGUGCCUUGGAAUGAGCGGCAACUCGACAUUAUUUCCUUAAAUUCAGGGUGGGGAGCUUGCUAGAACUGUAUUCUGCUUACUUUUCUGUGUUAAUACCAGAUGACAUCGUACUCACAACCGCUACUGCUAUACCAGGGAUGACAGCCUGAAAUUGAGUCCCUUAAUAAAUUUGGGAGAACACUACAUUGUGCGUUAAACGGCUUAGAAAGUAACGAUUCUUUUAUAACUUAACGGUAUAGGCGUUAUUUCUGUCUGAUUUACAGCCACAUCAUUUGAUACGCUGGCAGCCACCAGAACCUGUAAUUUCAACCGUUUAUUCUCCAGCAGGGUUAGUAAGGGCGUAACAAAAAUAAGGACCUGCAUGCAAGAAGGACCAACAAUAACGUUUGUAACCGGCAGCAAGUCCUGUACAACUGCCAGCCUAUAUCCAGUCUCCCCAUACCAUGUGGGUGGUUAUUUCUUGUCCUUCGAUAAUGUCAAAUGGCUUUCGGAGUUGCCACUCAUGCAAGUGAUCUACUCC